AGAGAGAGAGAUACACAGUGACACCCUCACACUCAAAACCGAGAACCAGAAACUCUUGAAAUCAACCAACGAUUUCACGUCAUUUUGUGAUCUUGAAAAUACUCAAAGUCUUAUAAGAUCAGAUUCGUGAGGAAAAAGAGAGUGGCUUUUACGUUUCAUUCUUUUGGUGGUAAACAUGAGUCACCGAAAUUGGAAUUGGAAAACCCUUUUCUCUGGCAUAUUCCUGAUUUUGAUCGUCUGCAGUAGCUGUGCUAUCUAAAACUUACAGAUACUUCUAUGGACAAGGAUCCUUAUUGUCUCAUAGAUUACAGAAACGGCGACAUCCAUGAUUUAGCUAAUAAAAAACAGGAUCUUGUAGAGAUGGAAGUCCAUAUUAAUGGCGACAUCGAUUGCCAUGUAGCAGAAGAAAAUGUCGAGUUAAAGGAUUAUGAAGUAAAAGAGUGCACUACAGAAAAUUUGGUGAAGACUCCUGGGGCUAAUCAUGUUGUAAAUUGUGACAAGGAGCAAGAUGUGUUGUCCAGUAAAAUUAAGAACUUAACUGGUUUAUCUGGGGAGAAAACAAAAGAACCCGAAGAGCAGAAGAUUGGCAAUCACAAGAAGCUCAGUACAAGUGAGAAACCGGCAGCAAGAUCUGCUGCAACACGAAAUGUGAAAAACCAUACUGUUCCGCAGCCAUUUGCACUGGCAACUGAAAAGCGUGCUUCGUCGGGAGCUCGUCCUGUUGGGUCUGAAACUUCUGCCGUUGUAUCAAAGAAAUCUUUUAAUGUGUCUGAUUUGCAAAAUCUCAAUGCUGUGAAGAAACCUCAGCAGCUAAAAUCACCUGUGAUAUCUAAGAAAAAGCCAUUGCAGCCUGAAAACAGUAAACAUGGCGAUGAAGAUGAUGCUUGUUCUGUUGCAUCCUCAAAUGCAGCAUCAGUGCAGACAGUAAAGUCGAGGGUGAUUAGUGCAUCAGUUCCUGUAUUUAGAUGCACGGAUCGUGCUGAAAAAAGAAAGGAGUUUUAUUCGAAGUUGGAGGAAAAACACCAAGCUUUAGAGGCAGAGCGGAACCAAUGUGAAGCUAGGACCAAGGAAGAGCGAGAGGCUGCUCUCAAGCAGCUUAGAAAGGGCUUGACGUUUAAAGCUAGUCCUAUGCCCAGCUUUUAUCAUGAGGGACCACCUCCUAAAGUCGAAUUAAAAAAGAUGCCACCAACUCGUGCAAAAUCUCCAAAACUAGGUCGAAGGAAAAGUUGCAGUGAUGCAGUCAAGUCAUCACAUGGAGCUAACGGAAUAUUAUCUCAUGAUCGAGCGAAUAGGCAAAGUCUGGAUACUUGCCAAGAAGAUACAAUCACUAGUCCUAACAGCAGUAGUAAGUUUCAGAUCAAUGGACAUGAUGUUAGUGGGAGUCGCGGACUGAAAGGAGAACAAAAACCAGUUAGAGGGACCCGGAAAUCAGCUCCUCCAAAGAUGACUGGGCAAAGUAAUGUGGACAUCACAGUUCAGUCUUGACUCCUUAGUCCUUCAGUAAGUUAUAUCUAAUUUAGAAGAAAAGGAAAAAGCAAAUGUUUGUUUUCUUUCUUGAAUUUCCAUGGCUUGCUUUCUUUUCCUUUUUUCUCUUUUAACUUUUGUUGUUGUUGUUAGUGGUAUUCUGGUUCUUGAUGAGAAAUGUCUUGUUUUUCUUACAUGUGCAAGAACUUCUUAUGUUGUUUGUGGGACAUUUGAACUUUGAAGUGUAAAUUUUCUGUAAGUUAUGUGAAACAUAUGAUUUAAUACCACAUUAUAUCGAUAUUUAUACA
This is a messenger RNA of Papaver somniferum (opium poppy), 1772 nucleotides long. RefSeq names its product protein WVD2-like 3. The record is from RefSeq and is a predicted model, not a curated record. The transcript has 8 exons. Lineage: Eukaryota; Viridiplantae; Streptophyta; Magnoliopsida; Ranunculales; Papaveraceae. Gene Ontology annotation, molecular function: microtubule binding. Gene Ontology annotation, biological process: microtubule cytoskeleton organization. The coding region runs from base 277 to 1485 and encodes 402 amino acids.